AAUAUAUAUUAUUGAGGAAUACUUAUUUGUUUUUCUUUUUUAGGAUUAUUUAGACAUCUAUUUUUGGAAGCGUAUUAUAUAAGGUUUUUCAGUUUAAAAAUAAAUUUUUGAGUGUUAAUAAAUUUCCUUUUUUUGAGUGCAAUAGUUAAAAGUUUUUUGAAUUUAAUUGAUUUUUUUUCAACGAAAGUAAAAUGAAAAGUGUUCUUUGUUUAGUGCUAUUCACCGUAGCGAUUGUGAAUGGCCAAAAAUUAAAAGGCGAUCAAGAAGAUCCUUGUAAAACCAAAGCACGUGUAGUACCAGAUGCACAAUAUUGUGACAAAUAUUGGGAAUGUGUUAAUGGCCAACCAGAAUUAUUUGACUGUCCCAAUGGUCUUGUGUUUGCUGGUAAACAUCGUGGCGUAACUGAAGGCUGUGAUUACCCAUGGCGAUCAAAUUAUUGUGAAAAUAAACAACAAAUAAAUCCACCACUUGGAACCGAACAUUGUGAUUGGUUAUAUGGAAUAUUCGGACAUGAAACAUCAUGUACAAGAUAUUGGACAUGUUGGAAUGGUACUGCAACAGAACAAUUAUGUAUUGGAGGUUUACUCUAUAACGAAAAAGCCCAUUCCUGUGAUUGGCCCGAAAAUGUUGAUGGAUGCCAAAAACAUCCCCUCUGUAAUGAAGAUGCUAAUGGCAAUGUUGCACUUGGUAAAUCAUGCAAUCGAUAUUGGCAAUGCCAAGGUGGUUAUCCACGAUUACAAAGAUGUCCAGCCAUGUUAGUAUUCGAUCGACGAUCAUUACGUUGUGUUGUUCCUCCAACUGAAGACUGUGAUAUUCCAACAACACCACUCCCAUUAGAUGAUGGUGGUAGAGAAGAUGGCGAAAAUAAUGUGCCACAACAACGAGGUGGUAACAAUAUCAAUAGCCGACCACAACCAGAAUUUAAUAAUUUACCAGCUGGUGCAAUACCAAUACCUGCUAAAUUUAAUGUUAGGUCUAGAAAUUAAAAACACAAAAUAAUUAUAAAUG
This is a messenger RNA of Chrysoperla carnea, 1008 nucleotides long. Its product is annotated as protein obstructor-E-like. NCBI's taxonomy places the organism in Eukaryota, Metazoa, Arthropoda, Insecta, Neuroptera, Chrysopidae. The transcript has 4 exons. Gene Ontology annotation, molecular function: chitin binding. The record is from RefSeq and is a predicted model, not a curated record. Gene Ontology annotation, cellular component: extracellular region. Bases 192 to 986 code for a protein of 264 amino acids.